GCACCUUUCCCAUUUCAGAAGCACUUUUUCUCAAAGCAGAUGCUACUUCUUUUCUUCUGUGCCUCCAUCCCGUAUUCCACUCUUUUCUGUUGACGGCUGGUGAGUCUGGACUUAUGGGUUGUUGGGGGGAACGGACAGCCUGGCUCCCAUGAUACAUGUACCUCCUCAUCGUGGGAGAUCAUCCGUCCAAUACAUGUUCUCUUCUCCGUUGGACGCACUUGCACCGAGCGUUUAUACAAGUCUCGGUUACCACAUAACAACUCGGUAGUUUUCUUCAGCAAUAGAAAUUGCCCGCGUGGGGGGUACGUCGAGGAAUGAUGUACUCACAGUGUUGGGGCCGUUUCCUGCCUCUCAUCACCUCAAAAUUAUUGUCUCGAUCCCGAGCGGUAGGCCCAGGAUGGGGAUUCUUUCUUACGAAUGGUGGCGAUAACACAGGAAAAGCAGUCUCGCUUCUCCAAGCAAGACGAAUAUCAAAUGCCAGUCUGAUUGGAUGUGGAAGGUUUCCAAGUCAUCUUUACGGCUGAGAAAAAUAAUGCAGUCUCAAAAGGUCUUAGACCGUUCUCUCUCUCUCUCUCU
Colletotrichum phormii is the source of this 576-nucleotide messenger RNA. RefSeq lists its product as uncharacterized. The transcript has a single exon. Bases 315 to 524 code for a protein of 69 amino acids. NCBI's taxonomy places the organism in Eukaryota, Fungi, Ascomycota, Sordariomycetes, Glomerellales, Glomerellaceae. The record is from RefSeq and is a predicted model, not a curated record.